Pestalotiopsis fici W106-1 is the source of this 1059-nucleotide messenger RNA. RefSeq lists its product as uncharacterized. The record is from RefSeq and is a predicted model, not a curated record. Bases 1 to 1059 code for a protein of 352 amino acids. Gene Ontology annotation, cellular component: nucleus. The transcript has 2 exons. Gene Ontology annotation, biological process: chromatin organization. Lineage: Eukaryota; Fungi; Ascomycota; Sordariomycetes; Amphisphaeriales; Sporocadaceae.
AUGUCGACGCCAACGUCCAACGAGUCGCGGUUCCAAGCCCAGAACAAGACGACACAGGAGCGCAUCUCCAACACCACCGUCGGACUGGUGACGCAUGCCGACUUUCGCAAGCGCCGCGCCGAGGUCCUCGAGGCGCAGGAGCGCGAGGCCAGCGGCACCCCCGUCGACCGGUCUCUAACCACGACACCCGACCCGGCCACCGCUGAAGGAGCUGCUGCCGCCGCCGCGGCCGUCAAGGCCAAGAAGCAGGCCAAGAAACGCAAGGUCACCAAGCUCAGCUUUGACGACGGCGAGGAAGAUGAGGAGAACGGUACCACCAGGAAAGACGCUGAAGAUGGCGGACACAGCAGCAAGGAGACAGUCAAGGCAAAAUUCAAGGCAAACAGCAACGUCUCGGUUGUACCGCGGGCCGUGACCAAGGCGGCGCUGCGGCGGGAUGCUGCCGAGAGGGAAGCUCUCCGAAAGGAGUUUCUCGAGCGUCAAGAGAUUGUCAAGACGACCGAGAUCGCGAUUCCCUUUGUCUUUUACGAUGGAUCCAAUAUUCCUGGCGGCACGGUGCGCGUCAAGAAGGGAGAUUUCGUCUGGGUCUUCCUCGACAAGAGCCGCAAGGUCGGAGCCGACUUGGGCGUUGGUGAAAAGGCAAACGCUCGCCGGGAAUGGGCAAGAGUCGGAGUGGAUGAUUUGAUGAUUGUUCGCGGCAACAUUAUUAUUCCUCAUCAUUAUGAUUUCCUCUACUUCAUCAUGAACAAGACCGUGGGGCCAAACAAUAAGCGCCUAUUCGACUAUACAAGCGAGGCGCCAGCUCAAACCAAGUCUGACGAUACGCCAUUUGAUCCCCUCUCCACAGCGGCCAGUAAGGCAGCCAAGGCGGCUGAAGAGAUGAGCAAGUUGGAGGGCGCCUCCGAUGACCCAACAUACACCAAAGUGGUCGACAGGCGAUGGUAUGAGCGGAACAAGCACAUUUACCCGGCCAGCAUGUGGCAAGAGUUUGAUCCCGAAAAGGACUACAACCAGCAGGUGCGGCGCGACUUGGGCGGCAACACGUUCUUUUACUCGUGA